This is a messenger RNA of Drosophila simulans, 6376 nucleotides long. RefSeq names its product dopamine D2-like receptor (gene 5-HT2B). The transcript has 7 exons. Gene Ontology annotation, biological process: adenylate cyclase-activating adrenergic receptor signaling pathway. Gene Ontology annotation, cellular component: membrane. NCBI's taxonomy places the organism in Eukaryota, Metazoa, Arthropoda, Insecta, Diptera, Drosophilidae. Gene Ontology annotation, molecular function: G protein-coupled receptor activity. Bases 703 to 3420 code for a protein of 905 amino acids. The record is from RefSeq and is a predicted model, not a curated record.
GUUUGGCCAAAACAUCCGCACAUUUCAGUUCCUGUACGGCGUUGCGCGUUGACGGUAUCAGCGGCGUUUCAAGCGGAAUAAAGUUGGUAACGGUUGCCAACAAGUGACGUUUUCAAAUACGAUUGGUAAAAGUGAUCAACUGUGCUAGCAGCGAUUUGAAAAGAAAUCUAUCCAAAUUUGUGCUCCGAACAAUUUGGAAACUGAAUUCGUUUUAGAAUGUGCUUAAUCGCUUGAAAAAUAGUUUGUUCGAAAUUGAACUUCACACGGUGUCUAACACGGCGUAUACGUUAUAUUAAUAAAUAAUUUGCCUGAGCUUAAACCAGCAACAAAUGUAAAUUGACAGGAAACUAAAGCCGAUUGCUUCUCUAACUUCCGGCGCUUUGGUGGCGUAAAAUGUUUGCCACCAAUAUCCGUUCGGUUGCCGUAGAAAUCGUCCUGGUGGUGCCGUGAGCUCUCGUCCUUUUCCUUUCGCGAGUCCUGAAUCCGCGUCCCUCGCUCAUUUCCGGUGCGCCGUUUUUACAUUUGCAAUUCGAAUCGGAUUGGAAUUGGAAUCGGAAUCAGAAUCGGCGCGAGGACAUUUCCAUUCCUUCCCAUUCUUUUUUUAUUUUUUUCUUGCGAUUUGCGUUGCAUAUGCGAGGGCUAAUUAGCAUGCUGCAUUUCCAGCAAUCAGAGUAGAGCGCACAAUAGGAAUAAUAACGCGGAAUGGAAGAGGAUGUGUAUGCCUCGCUGGGUGCCUACAACGACAGCGGUGGCGACGAUUGGAGCAGCUCGGAGCACCUGGUCCUGUGGGAGGAGGAUGAGGCGCAGCGACCGGCUGCUAAUGCCACCAGUCGGCAUAAUCAACUGCAGGUGGCCAGGUGGAAUGCCACCGGCAAUGCGACCAUCAGUGCGACCUUCGAGGACGUACCCUUCGAUGCGAACAACUACUGGGCCCUAUUGGCCCUAGUCCUCGUCCUGGGAACGGCGGCCGGGAACAUCCUUGUCUGCCUGGCCAUCGCCUGGGAGCGCCGGCUGCAGAAUGUGACCAACUACUUCCUCAUGUCGCUGGCCAUCACCGAUCUGAUGGUAGCCGUGCUGGUCAUGCCGCUGGGCAUCCUUACGCUGGUGAAAGGCUACUUUCCUUUGGGCUCGGAGCACUGCCUCACGUGGAUCUGCCUGGAUGUCCUAUUCUGCACGGCCAGCAUCAUGCACCUGUGCACCAUAUCCGUGGACAGAUAUUUAUCGCUGCGAUACCCAAUGCGAUUUGGCCGGAAUAAAACACGUCGGCGGGUCACUCUCAAAAUUGUUUUCGUUUGGCUGCUGAGCAUCGCCAUGAGCUUGCCCUUGAGCUUGAUGUACUCCAAGAAUCACGCCUCGGUGCUGGUGAAUGGAACUUGCCAGAUACCGGAUCCGGUGUACAAGCUGGUCGGCUCCAUUGUAUGCUUCUACAUUCCGCUGGGCGUGAUGCUGCUGACAUAUUGCCUGACCGUCCGCCUUUUGGCCCGGCAGCGACAGAAUCUGGGUGGUGGACAGCAGACGGCGGCGGCCACUCCCGGAUGGGCCAGUGGAUGGCUCGGCCAGGCACCGGCCUUGGAACGACGUUGCACCUGGCGGCGCCUUUUGAAACCGGGUCCGGGUAACGCCUCCUCGGUGCUGCACGCCCACUCGGCCAAUUCCACGGAUACGGAUCUCAGCACUUUGGACAACCACGAGCUCUGGCUGCCCGAUUCCAGCAUAAAGGAGCCAACGCCCACGACCAUGACGGCCUUGCAUCAGUUCGGUGCCGAGAUGCUGAAGCUAUCCCGUGGCCUGGAGUCGGUGGCCUCGUCAUCCACCACCGGCUCACCAACCAAAUCCGAAUUUUCCCUAUCGAACCACCUGCAGCUGCAGUACCCCAGCAGCCCACAGCGAUAUGCCGCCAGCCACCAGCAGUCGCACCACCACAACCACCAGCAGCAUCCGGCCGGAGUUUACCACCAGCAGGCAUCACCCAAAGGUCGCCACGGAACCACAGUCCUGGGGCUGUCCACCACCACGCUGGGCAUCGAGCGGGAGAGCACUCGGAAUUCCCUGGCCAGCAGUCGCAUGGGCGGCGAACAGAGCGAUGGGACACUUUCACAGCUUUCCCAACGAUUGCGAGCGUAUAAGAAGCGACGAAGAGCUUCGUCAGCUGUUCCAGGACGUGACCAGCGUGCCGGGCAUGAGGACGCAGACGAGGAUGUGGACACGCCCACGUCAACGCUGCGCCGUCACAAGCGCCAUAAUAGCCUGCCCAAGAACGCACUCUAUCCGCGACACACCACUGUACAGGAGAGCCUCGAUGACGACGACGACGACGAGGAGGAGGAGCGUGCGCAACAGAAGGAUCAGCAGACAAAGUCGAAGAUCUGCCACUCAGACACCGAGCUCGAUCCUCCGCAGAAGUCGAAGCAGUGUCACAUAGCCGGGCAGAAUCACCAGUCGGACUACCUGCAGCUGCCCUCCGUUUGCACCUGUCCGUAUUUCGGGGACAGACCGCUCCAGAAUUGUGUGAAAUCGGCGGAGGUGAAGAUUAUUUCGUCCGCCUUCCGAGUGACCACCACCACGACGGCGGUGAGCAGUUCGCCCAGCGAGAUGGAGCUACUCAUGUGCAGCAGUGGUAAUAAGAAGUCACUGACCUCCAGUGUGAGUGCCGGCAUGACAGGUGGACCGGCAGGAGCAGCUCCGGCCACAGUUGGCUCCACCCUCAGUCCACACUCUGCUCACAAUCAGGGCAGCUCCCUGACGGUUCAGAGCGAUGGCAGUGGGUACUUGGCUGCUCCGGGAACUCCCUGUCCUGGCCGACGAAAGUUAAGCAUCUCAAAGACCGCCUCGGUGGUCACGUGGGAUUCAAGUCGUCACCGACGGCGGGGCAGCAGUUUUGGCGGAGUGCGAACAUCCCUGCUGCUGACGCCCACCAAAACAGCGACCACCUCCAACUCAUCCACACCCUUGAGAAGAUCGGCCACCCUGAGGAGUCACCAGAACAUGAACUACCAGGGAGCGGGCGAAUGUGGGGGCAAGACCAGGACGACCACAUCAUCGCCCUGCAUGUUGCAGCGUCAGCAGACGGUGCGAUCUCAUCACUCGCGGAACUCCAGCGUGAUCUCCAGGAACUCCUCGCGCCACGGCAGGAUCAUCCGGCUGGAGCAGAAGGCCACCAAGGUGCUGGGAGUGGUGUUCUUUACGUUCGUGAUCCUCUGGUCGCCAUUCUUCGUCCUCAAUCUCCUGCCCACGGUGUGCGCAGAGUGCGAGGAGCGAAUCAGCCACUGGGUCUUCGAUGUGGUCACCUGGCUGGGCUACGCUAGCUCCAUGGUGAACCCCAUCUUCUACACCAUCUUCAACAAGGUGUUCCGGCAGGCGUUCAAGAAGGUCCUGCUGUGCCGCUAUUCCAGCACGAGUGCCUGGCGACCGAGCAGAUAGCAGACGCCCGUUAAACCGGGCAAACUCAAGACGAAUACCCACAAGUGCGCCAGUGUGGAUUUUCAGGAUUCCACUGCUCCGGUGCGUGGCGUUCUGAAAAGAAGUGUGGCAGUGGCAAGUGACAUAUAAAUACGGCAAAGGCCGGUCAUUUCGCCCUGCGGUCCACCGCACAACGUGUCGUAUACGCAAUCUCGGAGGGACGAUAAUGCCCACCCGCACUCCGCACCGCUCACACGUGUGUCCUUGGGGCUUAAAUGCUUAUGUGCCUCUAAUUAAUUUCAAAUUCAAUUUGCAUGCCAUUGAAAACACAUGUCCCAUGCGUAAGAAGUGGAGCCGAGUGAAUUAGAUAUUGAAGUGGAGUCGGAUCCCCGCAGGAUUGCCAAGGGUCGGGGAUUAAGCUGGCCACAGACAACAGCAUAACGAGCAUGCUACUCGCCCCUGGUGGUUCCUUUGCGAAACUCCACCCUUUCCCUCAGCCCUCAGCACUCAGCAAACGGUGAGGAUGCAAUUAAUUGCGGAAUGUUUGCUUUCGAACAACGUAAUACCGGCAAACACAUUUACUUUAUAGCAACGCUCUUCAGUUAUCGACAAAGUUCUGGCUCACAGAAAGUUCAUGUCAAUCUGUUGAUUUUUGAUAGCAUUUUCCGCGAAAUUCCUUUUAGAUUCACUACGUAAAUUUAAAGAUUGUAUAUAUAAUGUUAAACUUUUAAAAUUCCUAAAAAAGCGCCAAUGUCGCUUCGCAAACUUCAAUCGAUAAACGCUAUUUGGUUCGGCAUUUUGGCAAUUAUGCAUUAAAUUUAUGGCAAAUUCGCUGGCCGCCAAUGCACAAAGAAUUUCAUCGGUAUCCAUUAAAGGAACCGACACGUACACAAAUCCCCGGCAAUUUGUGACUUUUGUUGUUUGUUUGUGUGGUCGGACCGGCAGAUUGCUAUUUUUAUUUGAAAAGUUCAUUCAUUUUGUUUUAUUUCUGUGGCCAAAUGAAAAAUUUCAGCUGGUCACGUAAGAAUUUGACGGCCAGGAUGUGAAUGGAGAAUCCGGUGGCCAGAAGGCAGCCAGGAAAGAGCCUGCUGGCCAAAUCGAAGACGAAGUCGGAGCAGCUGGCUGAAGGACAUCAAACAACAGCAAGGGGCCAACUGUAAUAACGAAAGCCGGAUGAAAGUUUCGAAUGUGCUGCCAAGUUUUAAAGUCCCAGAUGAGCGGUACACUUUCGGAUGGUUUGGGUUGUGGCAAAUGAUAGGUAAUGACGCCAUUAGUGGCAGCCACUCAAAAGACUCAGUCUCGAUGACACCUCACAAAAACAGCCGGCAAAAUUUGUGCCAUUUUUGCUGACAAAUUUGUAGCACCCCGCCCACCAACCCCCACAGAAACUUCGCACAGCAGGCGGCUGUGAAAAUGCUGAGAACAGACAUAAGGAAACCGCCGUGGCACUUGGAAAUUUAUAGCAAUUUUAUCGCCGGCGGAAAUAUUUUUUCCACUUCAUUGAAUCCUUGGCAGGAGCAGGUCGCGGCCCAGUCUCCAAGUGUCGCACUCGGGGAACUUCAUUGAACUUUAAUGGCAGGCCGUCGGGCAAACAACAAAGCCAGGCCGUCAGAGACACCCGAUGGACCUGGUUGUAGCCCAACUUCCGUUUCCUCUAUCACCUCGCCUUCCGCUGAUUCUGCAACAUAUGCUCGUUUGGGGGCAACAUUACAGUGGCCCAAAUACCUGGGCAAAGUUUUUGCAACUCAUUUUUAGGACCGCAAAAUGCAAGAGUGUAAAUAGUCGGCUAUUAAAAACUUUGUUCGGUUUUCCCUUUGCUAAUACGAUUCUUAAAUUUUAGAACUGUUUUUACCUUUCAAAAACAUAACGUGAAAAUCUUCCUUUAGGGGUUUUUAAAUCAUAUCAACUAUUUUCCUCUGACCACUAGCAAAAGUUUUGUUCAACUUUAUUGGUCUGAUUAAAAAGUUAAAGAGCUCUUGUAGUUACUAAACGGCAAAAAGCGUACACAAUAGACAAGUUUUGAUAGUAGAAAAUACUCAACACAUGGCAUCAAACAUUUGUCUGAAGCACAUAAGACCCAGAAGAACUUCACAAUAGUAUAAGUUCAAAACGAAUUUAAAACAAACUCACACAGCACAGUAAAUAUAAUUUGUAUUAGAUGUUUUGAAAGCUAGUUAUGUACUAUUUGAGAAACUAACUAAGAAACUGUAAAUUGUAGAUUGAUUUAUCACUGAUUUAAUGAGAUAAAUCAGAAAAGGGGAGCAUUGUGACAAAACGCUUUUACCAGUAGUUAUAAGGAGUGGCGUUUAGCAGAUGCCAACUCUGGACCUAAACUGACCUAUGGACUAAGUAACUCUUGUAAAUACUUCAACCAACAACAACAAUAACACCCUUGGGGCAAUCAAGUUGUGUAUUAGUAUUUGUGUUUAGUCUAAGGAUCGAAUGAUUGAAGUCGAAGAAAAACCCGUCAAGCCCUGCCCUGAUUAGAUUAGAUUGUAGUGUAGCUUGAUGGGGAUGUUUUGUGAUUUGUCGACAGAUGGAACAUGUACACUAUUGUAUAACUAACUAUCAAAACACCUCCAACAGGACAAUGGAAAGCCGAGAGCAUUUUUUGAUUAUUAUUAUUCAAACCCAAGGUUUCCACAGAGCGAAACUUUCGAAUUUGUAAAGGAAUUAAGAAAAACAAAUCCGACAUGGAUAUUUAACAAUAAGAAGCUGAACUAAUCAAAAUUGCUUUCACUGAUAACAAAAAAAAAACAUAUAUUAAUAAGAAAUCUAAAUAGCCCGAAAUGACAUAUCCCCAUGUAUAAGUGUGUAUUUUAUGAUAUAGCCAUAGCGAAUCCUUCCUAAUCUAAGUCAAAGACACUGAAACGUAGAUAAAGAAAUAUGUGAAACAUAUUAGCUAUAAUGUUUUAUGAUUUGUACAAAUGUUUUCUGAUUGUAUUCGGUUUGUAUUAAAUGUGCAUUACAUAAAUUG